Molecule: messenger RNA, 881 nt
Organism: Suhomyces tanzawaensis NRRL Y-17324
Lineage: Eukaryota; Fungi; Ascomycota; Pichiomycetes; Serinales; Debaryomycetaceae
Exons: 1
Coding region: 1-795 (264 amino acids)
Source: RefSeq, a predicted model, not a curated record
AUGCUUUCAUAUUUGAUCUUACUAUUAUUGGUUCUUCCAGUCCCUGCUUAUUCUGCUACUCCUUCCGAUGUACCAAGACCCAAACCAUACGAGGUGAACAGUAUUCGUGAUAUAGAGCUCAACUACGACAAACUCACCCAAGAUCCAGAUACCGUAUUCUACUUGAAAGAUACAAAGACUUUCUUAGCCAGACCAGAGAGUGCUGAGAACAGUCCUGAGGACUUGGACACCCUAGCUCGUCGUUCCUGGUUUGGAAGAAAACCUGUUCAGGACUGGGUGGAGUACGACAUCGCGUUGGAGAGAGAAGUGACCUAUCCGGGAGUCAUUCCCGUUAGUGCUUGCCAGUCACAGCAAUACGGGGGGUCGGGUUCAGUUACAUUCUCUUAUUCCUUGAAAGACUCGCUUGUCAUAGAGCCCGUUAUCCAAAAUGUACAUAAGCUUGGAAUCGGAAGAUACGGCAUAGCUUACGACUAUAAGGCCCAGCACGGUUGGGGACUGACUGCCUCCACUAGUGGCUCUGUCACCUGUUCGGUGGGACCUGGCCAGAAGGCACAGGUGUUCAUGACCCCCACCUUUGUGAAAAUCGUACCCAAGCUCAGAAUGGUGAAAUACAAGCUAAAGAAGUUCGUGACAGACCCAGACUUCACCACAACCACUAGCAUGAAUAUGCUCGUUGAGAACGCCAAAAACAGAAUUGAUUGUGCCACCAGUGAUGUAGUCGAGUUGUUCUGCAAAUCUGAAAAAAUUGGAACCCCCGACUGGAAGAAUCCCAGCCAGCUUCGGUUCGUUGACUGAAAGGGUUGCAAAUAAGCAUAGCACCAUUGAACAGUUGAUACUUGUUAAUAAUUUAUAAUCGAGUCCUAGCUACAUCUGAAAUUCAG